AUGUGGAGAGGAGAGAAAAGAGGAGUGAGACGAAGAGGAACGAGAGGAGAAAGAGGAAGAGCAGGACGUUAGGGCAUGUACCCAGACCGCUUUCGCCAGUGCGCAGCGUACAGCGAAGGGUUAAAAGCGAAACGAAUUCAACUGUUUAAAAUCUGCGUUUAAACAGUCGAUCCUCUCAGUGAGGCCGUCCUUUGCGGAUCCGACUGAAUACACAGGUUAAAUUAGCCAUGCAAACAACUGCUCAAUGUUUAUCCCCGCUGAUCCUCUCAGUGAGGCCGGACUUUGCGCCUCCAGCUGGUUUAAACACAAAAGUUGAACAGAUGUUUAGCUGCACGCUGCCAAGCUGCUGGGAGGAUGUGGAGAGGAGAGAAAAGAGGUUACCUCGAGGGGGAGGAGGGAGGAGAAAGCACGAUGGGAGGAGGGAGAAGAGGCAUGACAACGCCUCAGGUGAUUGCCAGCAGCUGGGAGCCGGGCCAAACUAUCAUCAGAGGACUUGCGGGGCGCCAGACGUCAUGUGCGAAAGUGAAUACCGCACCAUCCGUCCGCCUGACAUCCCUGGGCAACGAACUCACCACCUGCAUGCGAAUAUGCCUACAAAGAGAUGCGGCAACCAACUCGAUGCCGCCACGCCAACGGCAAGCGCGGCAGAAGAGGCCAGGCAAGAUACAAGGCGAGGAGCUUGAAAUGACUGUGGACUGCUACCACCCGGUCAGCCUGCCUUCUCGUCCGUCUAGCGUCUUCCACACGCCGGCACCUCGAAUACCGCAGAUAUGCGUCCAAGUUUACACGCUUGACGCACUCACUGCUGGCGCCGAAGAUCCCUCGACCUUGCUGGCGAACUAAUGCUCCCGUCAGCGGCCUGCUGACGUGCAAGGCCAUCAACUUGGAGAGGCAGGAGGAGAACGGACGUGCUCGGUACGCGUCGAGAGAGAUACUCGACCGACACCGACUUCUCUCAUCGCACGGAUGGAAACAGAUGAGCACAUGGAAAAUACUUCUGGAACCAAGCUCAGCCUACCUUGAGGCCACGUGGUCAGCCUGCAAUUGUGAUGAAGGCUACUGCGAGGCGAGGCGUCGAAAGCAAUCCUAGUAUUGGAUGCGGCAUAUUCUGUAGGGUAGGCGCCGAGAAACAAAUAUCCGAAUCAUUAUAGACUUGGAAGUGCAGCGGUCCGUCGUGGACAAUGCACCAGACACAGCGCACGGGCGCUCCUACGUCAUUCACUCAAGGCAGUGGUCCAACCUUGCACCGAACAGGUUGAAAACGACCUUAGGCCCUGGCUGGCAGGCCCCGGCAUACCCUGCCCCCCCAGGCAAGUCAUUCCCAGCAGCCUGGGCCCGCCCCAGAAUCCCACGCGGAGGAGGGGAGGAGGGCAGAGGGGCAGGGCCCCGGGAGGGCGGCGGAGGCGGCGAGGCCUCUCGCGCCGCGCGCCUCGGACGGCCGCGCGCCGCGCCGCGCCCGGCCCUCCUCAGUCGCCGAGCCACAGGCCGCACUCCGGGCGCCCGGCCUCCGCCCACGCGGCGCGCAGCGCCGCCCGGCCCGGCCCGCCGACGCCGAGCGGGUUGCGCCGGAGGUCGAGCAGCCGCAGCUGGGGCAGCGCGCCCGGGGCGCGCAGGGCCUCCGCCAGCCGCGCGGCGCCCUCGUCGCCCACGCGGUUGUCGUAGAGGCUGAGCUCCCGCAGCCGGGGCAGCGCGCCCGGGGCGCGCAGGGCCUCCGCCAGCCGCGCGGCGCCCUCGUCGCCCACGCGGUUGUAGGCGAGGUGGAGCCUCCGCAGCCGGGGCGCGGCGCCCGAGGCGAGCACGGCGGCCAGCUGCUGCGCCUCCUCGUCCCCCCACUGCAGCCCGGCGUAGAGCAGCUCCUCCGCGGCCUCGAAGCGCUGCGCGAAGGCGGAGCGGUAGAGCUCGGCGACCCGGGGCCGGUCGUCCUUGCCGUUGGUGAAACCCUUGCUCUGCAGCUCCACGUCGAAGGCGUCGGGCAGGAGGGGCGCCCGGCGCCCCGCGCGGCAGGUCUGCAGCAACUCCCCGUAGUCGGUCUCCGCUCCCGUGCAUCGGCCGAGGUCCAAGAGCCUGCUAGCCGGCUUCGUCAGCAUCCCCCAGGAGGACUCGCAGAAGCACCAGCCACGGUUGAAGUACUGCUCCGUGUUGCCCGACCGGGUGUACUUUGCAGCAUCGCCGUAAUCAUCUGGAAACCGCGUCAGCAUGAAGACGACAGUGGCGGGGUGGGAGUAGAAGCUCCCCAGGCUCCCCAAUGCCUCCUUGAAGAGCGCAUGCUCCAGCUCGAAGCGGCCGAGGGCAUCGUCCUCGAACGAAUCUGAGCCUUCGAGCCGCUGGUAGGUGUGCUGCUGGGGAACGCCCUCGCGGUCCCUGCAGUUUUGAUGGAUGCAGCAGAAGUCCAUGAAUACACCCCAGCGGCCACCGAUAACGCCCAGCAGCAGCUGCAGGGCCUGGCCCACGAUGCGCAGGUUGUGCCCGCGUGGAUCCGGGUGGUUCGCCUGCAGCCAGCAGUGUGAUAUGCACGCGAUGUGCAGCAACGACUGACUGGCGGCCUUGACGGCGCUGUGGGGCACGAAGGCCGUCGGCGGCAACGCCUGGCGCGGCUCGAGGACGCCGCCAGUGCGCGCUCGCCUCACCAUCCACUCCGCGUCCAUCAGGACGACCGCUCCACUGCCGAGCACGGGGUCGAGCUCCAGGCCGCCGCAGCGCUCCCACCGUGCCUCGCAAAGAGGGAGGGGGGGUCAAAAGAUGAGGGGGGGUCACGCCGACGAGGGGAAGGGGAAGGGAGGGAAAUCGAGAGGGGGGGAUGCAAG
Molecule: messenger RNA, 2804 nt
Organism: Prorocentrum cordatum
Lineage: Eukaryota; Dinophyceae; Prorocentrales; Prorocentraceae
Source: the annotation of a GenBank genome assembly